Molecule: messenger RNA, 439 nt
Organism: Thamnophis elegans (Western terrestrial garter snake)
Lineage: Eukaryota; Metazoa; Chordata; Lepidosauria; Squamata; Natricidae
Gene: RPL36A
Product: ribosomal protein L36a
Exons: 5
Coding region: 72-392 (106 amino acids)
Biological process (GO): translation
Cellular component (GO): cytosolic large ribosomal subunit; ribosome
Molecular function (GO): structural constituent of ribosome
Source: RefSeq, a predicted model, not a curated record
CUCUGCUCUAUGGUCUUUAUUUCCGCUUCCGGCGAGAGGCUCUUUCUCUGGGCGCCGCUAACGUUGGCAAGAUGGUGAAUGUCCCGAAAACCCGCAGGACUUACUGCAAGAAAUGUGGCAAGCAUCAGCCCCACAAAGUCACCCAAUACAAGAAGGGUAAAGAGUCUUUGUAUGCGCAAGGAAAACGGAGAUACGACCGUAAGCGCAGUGGAUAUGGAGGUCAGACAAAGCCCAUCUUUCGCAAGAAGGCAAAGACCACAAAGAAGAUUGUGCUGAGACUGGAGUGCGUGGAGCCGAACUGUCGGUCCAAGAGGAUGCUGGCCAUUAAGAGGUGCAAGCACUUCGAGCUAGGAGGAGACAAGAAGAGAAAGGGCCAGGUCAUCCAGUUCUAGAUAUUCUUUGGUAUGGAACCCAUUAAAAUUCUGUCAGAACACAAUGA